UGAGCAAUACCUUGUAUUUUCGACGAAUAAUUGUUCCUGCAAGUGUAUCGAUAGUAUCGAACAACCAUCGCGCGUGUCCCAUCGAUAACAACACGCUCUGUGUUCCACCUCUACGUCGUGGCUCGACUUCCUUUCCUGUCAAAAUAGUCGACAAAGAUGGCUAUCGGCUCCAAGAUUAUCAAGCCCGGCGGCUCGGAUCCCGAUGACUUCGAGAAGUCCAUUGCCCAGGCGUUGGUGGAACUCGAGGCCAACAGCGACCUGAAGCCCUACCUGCGCGAUCUGCACAUCACCCGUGCCCGCGAGAUCGAGUUCGGCAGCAAGAAGGCCGUCAUCAUCUACGUGCCCAUUCCACAGCAGAAGGUGUUCCAGAAGAUCCAGAUCAUCCUGGUCCGCGAGCUGGAGAAGAAGUUCUCGGGCAAGCACGUCGUCGUGAUUGCUGAGCGCAAGAUCCUGCCCAAGCCCACGCGCAAGGCCCGCAACCCCCUCAAGCAGAAGCGUCCACGCUCCAGGACUCUGACCGCUGUGUACGACGCCAUCCUUGAGGAUCUGGUCUUCCCCGCCGAGAUCGUGGGCAAGCGCAUCCGCGUCAAGCUGGACGGCUCCCAGCUGGUCAAGGUGCACCUGGACAAGAACCAGCAGACCACCAUUGAACACAAAGUCGACACCUUCACCUCGGUCUACAAGAAGCUGACUGGCCGCGAUGUUACCUUCGAAUUCCCCGACAACUACCUGAAUGUCUAGAGUGGCGGGUUCUCGUUCGAGAGUAUCACUGGUUCGCCGGUUCAUCUGGGAAUAUGAGUUUUUUACAUGAGCUAGAGAACGUGAAUAAACAUUAAACAAUCUAAAACUAA
This is a messenger RNA of Drosophila simulans, 851 nucleotides long. RefSeq names its product 40S ribosomal protein S7 (gene RpS7). Gene Ontology annotation, molecular function: structural constituent of ribosome. Gene Ontology annotation, biological process: translation; ribosomal small subunit biogenesis; rRNA processing. The coding region runs from base 157 to 741 and encodes 194 amino acids. Gene Ontology annotation, cellular component: 90S preribosome; ribosome; cytosolic small ribosomal subunit. The record is from RefSeq and is a predicted model, not a curated record. Lineage: Eukaryota; Metazoa; Arthropoda; Insecta; Diptera; Drosophilidae. The transcript is spliced from 4 exons.